This is a messenger RNA of Zingiber officinale, 2181 nucleotides long. Its product is annotated as mannosyl-oligosaccharide 1,2-alpha-mannosidase MNS1-like. Gene Ontology annotation, biological process: carbohydrate metabolic process; N-glycan processing. The transcript is spliced from 14 exons. Gene Ontology annotation, molecular function: calcium ion binding; mannosyl-oligosaccharide 1,2-alpha-mannosidase activity. Bases 231 to 1949 code for a protein of 572 amino acids. Lineage: Eukaryota; Viridiplantae; Streptophyta; Magnoliopsida; Zingiberales; Zingiberaceae. The record is from RefSeq and is a predicted model, not a curated record. Gene Ontology annotation, cellular component: endoplasmic reticulum; Golgi membrane.
AUUAGCGACUGUGUCGACAGAGACAGGGAGAGCAAGUCAAGCAUCGAGCCGAGCCGAAGACGACGAAGGGAUCGAAGCGAUCCAACGACUGAAAAGCAACUCGAUCAAGAAAAACGAAUUCAUUCACGCGCAGAUCCAAAACCAAAUCGCACGCUCCUUCUCCACGUCUAGCGAUCGAGGGGGUUGCGUAGGACUCCGGUCGGUGGCAGGGCUCCGUCUAGGGCGAUCCGAUGGCGCGGCGGUCGUCCACCUCCGGACCGCUGCGGUACCUCCACCCCGCCUACUACCUGAAGCGGCCCAAGCGGCUCGCCUUCCUUUUCAUUGCGUUCGUCGUCGCUACCUUCGCCUUCUGGGAUAGGCAGUCUCUGAUCCGCGAGCACGAGGCUGAGAUCACUAAGUUCCAGGAAGAAUUAAACAGAUUGCAAGAUCAGUUGCGAAAAGCUGGUGUUUCAGAUGACAUGAGUGACAAUGUCAAACUUAAUAGGGAAGUUGAAAUUGAUCCUGUUAACGAUGAACGUAGGGAAAAGGUCAAAGAGGCUAUGCUUCACGCAUGGAACUCAUACGUAGAGUAUGCAUGGGGCCAAGAUGAGCUUCAGCCACAAUCAAAGAAUGGUGCAAAUAGUUUUGGUGGUCUUGGAGCAACCCUCAUAGACUCUUUGGAUACGUUAUAUAUAAUGGGCUUGAAAGAUGAAUUUCAGAAAGCUAGAGAGUGGGUUGCGACUGCAUUAGAUUUCAACAAAGACUAUGUAGCAAGUGUUUUCGAGACAACCAUAAGAGUUGUGGGUGGACUACUAAGUGCAUAUGACCUGUCUGGGGACAAGCUAUUUCUUGACAAGGCUAAAGACCUUGCUGAUAGACUGUUACCAGCAUGGGAUACACCAAGUGGCAUUCCGUACAAUAGAAUUAACUUGGCUCAUGGAAACCCGCAUAACCAUGGAUGGACUGGGGGAGAAAGUAUUCUGGCAGAUUCUGGCACUGAACAGCUUGAAUUUAUAGCUUUGUCCCAAAGAACAGGAGAUCUGAAAUACCAGCAGAAGGUAGAGAAGGUCAUAAGGCAAUUGCAGAAAAUAUAUCCUAGUGAUGGUUUACUUCCAAUAUACAUAAAUCCUCAAUCAGGCGUAGCAGCAUCUUAUUCGACAAUAACCUUUGGUGCUAUGGGUGACAGUUUUUAUGAGUAUUUACUUAAAGUGUGGAUACAAGGAAACAAAACAGAAGGUUUGAAGCAUUAUAGAGAAAUGUGGGAAACAUCAAUGGAAGGGUUAGUGAGUCUGAUACGGAAAUCAACUCCAUCUUCUUUUUCAUAUAUCUGUGAGAAAACUGGCAAUUCUCUCUCUGACAAGAUGGAUGAAUUGGCAUGCUUUGCACCGGGCAUGUUAGCUUUAGGAUCCUCUGGAUAUGACCCUGAAAAAGCUGAGAAGAUGUUGUCACUUUCAAAAGAGCUUGCUUGGACUUGCUAUAAUUUUUAUCAAAUAACCCCGACAAAAUUAGCUGGAGAAAAUUACGUCUUUCAUGCUGGACAGGACAUGAGUGUUGGCACCUCAUGGAAUAUACUGAGACCCGAGACUGUCGAGUCACUUAUGUACCUUUGGCGUUUAACUGGAAACAAAACAUACCAAGAAUGGGGUUGGAACAUAUUUCAAGCAUUCGAAAAGAACUCUCGGAUAGAUUCUGGUUAUGUUGGCCUAAAGGAUGUUAACACGGGUAUGAAGGACAAUAUGAUGCAGAGCUUCUUCCUCGCAGAGACACUCAAGUAUCUCUACCUUCUGUUUUCCCCGCCUUCGGUCAUCUCAUUUGACGAGUGGGUUUUCAACACUGAAGCCCAUCCUUUAAGAAUCGUUCCUAGAAAUGACACGGUGCCAGAGUUAGGUGGUGUAGUAGAGGAGGCAAAACCAAAACCUCAGUCGAAAGCUAUCGAUAGGCCAUUUGGCAGAAAGCAAGGAAGGAAUUAACAGUUUUGUAAUAUUAUUUUCAUUUGGGGUUCAACCAAAUGCCCUCUUGACAUAUAGAAGCUUGAGAUGUUAGUAAGAAGCAGUGCUUUGUUGCUGCAGGCAGAAUCUCCAUCUUUAAUUGGCUCCCUGAACCUAAUGGGGCAUUUGAAGUUAUUAUUAUUAUACGGAAUUGUAUUUAACUUGUAGAAUUUGCCCUCUAUGAAUAAAGAGACCAGUGGGUUUCAAAAAAAAA